Messenger RNA from Tachyglossus aculeatus (Australian echidna), 1488 nucleotides. RefSeq names its product chromosome 7 C2orf69 homolog (gene C7H2orf69). The coding region runs from base 1 to 900 and encodes 299 amino acids. The transcript has 2 exons. Lineage: Eukaryota; Metazoa; Chordata; Mammalia; Monotremata; Tachyglossidae. Gene Ontology annotation, cellular component: mitochondrion. The record is from RefSeq and is a predicted model, not a curated record.
AUGGCGUCGGCGGUGGGCUCGGGCCCGGGCCCCCGUUGGGGCGGUUGGGUGCGGCUGCCCCCGGUGCCCGGGGCGCCCCCGGCCCGCACCAACGAGCUGCUCCUGCUGCCCGCCCCGGAGCCCCGGGCCCGGCCCCGGCCCCGGCACCACCUCCUCUACUUCCCCGGGGACGUGCAGAACUACGGCGAGGUGAUGGCGCGCCACCCCGAGAACGUGCAGUGGGACCGCUGGAGCCUGGAGAGCGUGGCGGCCCUCUUGUCGGCCCGCUUCCCCGGCAGCCACGUGUGGGUGGUCAAGUGCUCCCGCAUGCACCUCCACAAGUUCAGCUGCUACGACAACUUCGUCCGCAGCAACACCUUCGGGGCCCCGGACCACAGCCCCGACUUCGGGGCCCUGCGGCACCUCCGCGCCCUGCUGACCAACGCCUUCGCCCUGGCCCGGGACGCCCUGCGGGCCGGGGACGCCGGGGAGGAGGAGGAGGAGGAGGAGGAGGAGCGUCCGGAGUCGGCCUCCUUCACCCUGAUCGGAUUCAGUAAAGGCUGCGUGGUCCUGAACCAGUUCCUGUUCGAGCUGAAGGGCGCCCGGGCCGACCGCGACCUGGCCGCCUUCCUCCGGACCGUCCGGGCCAUGUACUGGCUGGACGGCGGCCACUCGGGGGGCAGCGACACGUGGGUGACGUGCCCCGAGGCGCUGUGGGAGCUGUCUCGGACGGGCAUCUCGGUGCACGCCCACGUGACGCCCUACCAGGUGCGGGACCCCAUGAGGUCUUGGAUCGGCCGGGAGCACGGCCUGUUCGUGCAGAUCCUGGCCGACCUGGGCGUCGGCGUCAAGGGCCAGGUCCACUUCGCCAAAGAAGCCCCGUCCAUCGAUAACCACUUCAGGGUCCACGAGGUCUUCUGAGGGACCCCGGGUCGCCGUAUUCCGGGAAACGUCCCGAGGCCGAGGGACGCUCGGGGAGAGAGAACCGCACGGCCUGACGGUCCCGGUAGCCAACGGAGUCCCGGAAUACGAGCCCCACCGCCCCCCGGCCGGGGUCAGAGCCCCAACCGGGACCGGCCUAGGGUCGUUGACCUUCCUGUUAACGGGAUCUGGGGGCGGGACGUCCUUCCUGACAGCCCCAUCCUUACCGCCGUAAUCGAGUCAGAUACCACGCGGGCCCACCCAGCGCUCGUCGCCAGCUUCGGAAACACGAACCUCGGGAGCAGGGAUGGAGCAGCGUCGCCGCACCGCCCCGGUUCUGCGCCCAAGGGGGAACGCUCCGGGUCUCUGGGCGUCUCGCCGAUGCACGAGACCCACAGCGGGACUCUCCGGUACCUUGGAGGGAUCGUACCGCCCCGUGCCUCCUGUUCGCUGCCCACCCUGAUCUUCCGCGCUUGCGGGGCCGGUCUCUCAAAACAACGAAGCUAAAAAGCGUAGACGUCGCCAAGUCACCAAGGGGUGCUUUCUGUCUACCCCUGGCUAUUUUUAACAUUCCUUUUUAGAAUCGGA